Messenger RNA from Doryrhamphus excisus (bluestripe pipefish), 6855 nucleotides. RefSeq names its product myoferlin-like. The record is from RefSeq and is a predicted model, not a curated record. Gene Ontology annotation, biological process: plasma membrane organization; membrane fusion. Gene Ontology annotation, cellular component: membrane. NCBI's taxonomy places the organism in Eukaryota, Metazoa, Chordata, Actinopteri, Syngnathiformes, Syngnathidae.
CUAAACGUAAACAACAAACAUUUAUAUACUGGCCUUUUUACCGCGACACCCCUGCUUUUAAACGAAGACAUUUACCCGGCGAGGUGAAGAAAACUGCUCGAAGUUCGUCAUUUCUGGUCACUUGGAGCACCUCUCCGGUGAGGUUCAGCCACCUGCCAGCCACAGGAGGAACUCUGCGGAAGUCCAGGAUCCUAAUGCGGGGAUCACAUGAAUGAUUCACCGCUAACCACACAGCACGGCAGUACAAAUUCAGAGUACCGUAAUCAAAGAGGCCUCCAGAUGAUGACCUCUCCAUCAUGGCUCACCGUGGCAACGACCCCCAGGGACGAGCACACAGCCAGAAUCUCAGAUUUGUGGCCAGAGCCGGGUAUCCACGACAUGUCACCUCUCAGAAAUACGUCCUAUGUCACACAAAUAUGAGAAGCAGAAAACAAAAGCUAUCGACAGUGAAGUCAAUCCUGUAUGGAAUGAGGUGCUUGAGUUUAACCUGAACGGAGCACCUCUGGAAGCCAACUCCCACCUCGAUGUCAUUGUGAAAGACUCUGAGACCUUUGGGAAAGAUAAAUUCCUUGGCUCAACAAGAAUUCCGUUGAGAGAUCUUGCCUCAGGUCAACUUAGAUCCCUGCCAUCCAAAAAUGUUUCUCUGGUUAAUGAGAGUGGCCACAGUAUUGGUGCCACCAUAAACCUUGUCAUUGGUUAUGAUCCUCCAGCCAAUGCUAUGCUAAAUUCCAACGAAUCCCACGAUGGCGAUUCCACGGUGGAUUCUGGUGGAGGUGGAGAACAAGGUGACCAGGUGGCACCUGAUGGGGCUCUUAGUGGUUCUGUUAGGGGCCCCUCGUCUCCGGGCUAUUCCUCGAGCCUCCGUCAGCGGGUUGCAAGGGCACAGAAUCGACACCGGCUUGUCAACAAACCUCAGGACUUUCAAAUCCGCGUCCGGCUCAUAGAGGCCCGUCAGUUGCCUGGCAACAACAUUAAGCCAGUGGUGAAGGUCCAAGUGUGCGGCCAGACCCACAGGACACGGAUCAAGAGGGGAAACAACCCCUUCUUUGAUGAGAUGUUCUUCUAUAACGUCCACAUGCUUCCAUCAGACCUUUUUGAACAAAAUAUCAGCUUCCGGGUGUAUAAUUCCUACUCCCUCAGAGCCGACAGUCUCAUGGGAGAAUUUAAGCUUGACGUUGGCUAUGUGUAUGAUGAAAUAGGCCACUGUGUUAUGAGGAAGUGGCUGCUCCUAAAUGACCCCGAUGACUCCAGCUCUGGGGCGAAAGGGUACCUGAAAGUCAGCCUCUUUGUGGUGGGGAUCGGGGAUGAGCCACCGGCGGAGAAGAGGGAGUCCGAUGACGACCAGGAUGAUAUCGAAAGCAACUUGUUGCUUCCAGCUGGUGUCACGCUACGAUGGGCUACGCUGUCACUGAAAGUGUUUAGAGCUGAAGACAUUCCCCAGAUGGAUGACGCAUUCGUCCAGUCGCUGAAGGAGGUUUUUGGAGCAGAUGAAAACAAGAAGAACCUGGUGGAUCCUUUCAUUGAGGCUUGCUUCGCCGGCAAAAAGCUGCGUACUCAAAUCAUCGAGAAGAAUGCCAACCCCGAGUGGAACCAAGUGUUGAAUCUCCAAGUCAAGUUCCCUUCCAUGUGUGAACGUGUUAAACUGACCGUUUUUGAUUGGGACCGUGUGACUGGGAAUGAUGCUGUCGGCACCACAUACCUGAACCUGGCUAAAAUAGCAUCCUCUGGGGGUGAGAUAGAAGAGGAACAUGCUGGAAAUGGGGAAAUGUCGUCAUUUGAAGCUGAGACCGGAGAGUCGGAGGUUGGUUUCCUGCCGGUCUUUGGACCCUGUUACAUCAACCUCUAUGGCAGCCCCCGUGAGUUCACUGGACUGCCAGACCCUUAUGAAGACCUCAAUUAUGGGAAGGGGGAAGGAGUGUCCUACAGAGGUAGGAUGCUGGUCGAGAUGUCCACAAAGCUGGAGGGCAAAGUUGAUAAAACGGUAGACAGCAUCCCGAGUGAUGACAUCCUGGUGACACAGAAGUACCAGAGGAGAAGGAAAUACUGUCUCUGCGCAGUUUUCCACAGCGCCUCCAUGAUACAGGAACCGGGAGAACCAAUCCAGUUUGAGGUCAGCAUCGGUAACUAUGGCAACAAACUGGACACCACUUGCAAACCACUGGCCUCCACCACUCAGUAUAGCUGCGCUGUGUUUGAUGGUAAUCACUAUUAUUACCUGCCGUGGGCGGGCACCAAGCCUGUGGUCGUGGUCACCUCAUUUUGGGAGGAUAUCAGCCACCGCAUGGACACGAUCAAUAUAAUCCUCUACAUCUGUCACCGCUUGCAAACUAACCUGGAGAUCUUUAAAACUGCUAUCUCAGCUAAAGCACCUGACAACCAGCUUACUGCUGUUUGGGUGAAGUUACUCACUCAGCUGAUUGAAGACUUAGAAAAUUUCCCAACACCUGAGCUGGAGGGCCGCUCCAACCUGACAUCGCUGGACAUCCAGCUGAAGAAGCUGCGGGACAGCGGCUUGAAUGGCGUCAAGGAGGCAGCCAGACGCAUGAGAGAGGAGGCACGAGACAUUGCUGACACUUUGGUGGACAUUGAGUCGUGGGCAGACAAGCUGAGGAUGCUUGCCGAAGAGCCCCAGAACAGCAUGCCGGACGUCAUCAUCUGGAUGCUGCGGGGCGAAAAGAGGGUGGCUUACAGCCGCAUACCGGCCCACCGGAUCCUCUACUCCACAUACAGCGAACAGGCCUGUGGGCAACACUGUGGAAAAACCCAAACUAUCUUUUUAAAGUACCCCAUGGACAAGAACAGAGGCUUGAAGGUGCCUGUUGAAAUAAGAGUCAACAUGUGGCUGGGUCUGGCUGCUCAUGAGAAGAAGUUCAACUCCUUCUCUGAGGGAACUUUCAGCGUGUUUGCAGAGCUGUAUGAGAACCAAGCCAGUGUGUUCGGAAAGUGGGGAACCACAGGAUUGGUGGGACGCCAUAAAUUCUCCGAUGUAACAGGCAAACUGAAACUGAAAAGGGAAUACUUCAUGCCCCCUCGAGGAUGGGAGUGGGAGUCUGACUGGUUUAUUGACCCGGAGAAAGCUCUCUUAACAGAGGCGGAUGCGGGACACACAGAAUUCAUGGAUGAGGUUUUCCAAAAUGAGACCCGCUUCCCCGGAGGAGAGUGGAAGGCUGCCUCCGAGCCCUUCACUGAUGUGAAUGGAGAAAAGAGUCGCAAUCCAGGAGAAUUUGAUUGUCCUCCUGGUUGGACCUGGGAGGAUGAGUGGACGGUCGACGACAACAGAGCGGUAGAUGAUCAAGGUUGGGAAUAUGGCGUGACCAUUCCUCCAGAUGACAAACCUCGGUCCUGGGCCCCCGCAGAGAAGGUGUACCAUGUCCACCGCAGGAGAAGGGUUGUUCGACCUCGCAGGAGAGCAGCACUUCCUGCAGGUGCAACCGUGGAGAGACGGGACCAAGGGGAUCCAGAGGGAUGGGAAUUCUCCUCGCUGAUUGGCUGGAAGUUCCACCGCAAGGAGCGAUCAUCAGAUACGUUUCGUCGGAGGCGGUGGAGGAGAAAGAUGGCACCGGAAGACCGCUUAGGAGCAUCUGCCAUCUUCAACCUGGAGGGUGCACUUGGUGUUGAUACAGAGGAGAAAGAGAGAAGCUCCGUGGGCGAUGUCACCAAGAUGUUUGGUGCCAACACACCCACUGUGUCCUGCUCCUUUGACAGGUCAUAUAUGUAUCACCUGCGUGUUUACAUCUAUCAAGCACGGAAUCUGACAUCUAUGGACAAAGACAGUUUUUCUGAUCCCUACGCCCACGUCUCCUUCUUGCAUUUAAGUAAGACGACAGAGAAGCUGCAAGCAACUCUCAACCCAACAUGGGACCAAACGUUGAUUUUUAACAAUGUGGAGAUUUACGGAGACCCACAGGCUCUUUCUCAGCACCCCCCAAACGUUGUCAUGGAGUUCUAUGACCAUGACCAAGUGGGCAAGGACGAGCUGCUGGGUCGCAGUGUUUGCGUUCCACUGGUGAAGUUAAACCCCGGCAUGGAUCAGACGCCUAAACUGCUGUGGCACCCCAUCAUGCAGAGGGGGCGUGUGGAAGGGGAGGCGCUGGUGGCUGCUGAGCUUAUCCUCAAAGACAAGUCAGGAGAGUCAGAUCUCCCCUUGGUUCCCCCAAAGCGGGCAGAGAACCUCUACAUGGUUCCGCAGGGCAUCCGGCCUGUUGUGCAGCUCACCGCGGUGGAGAUUCUAGCAUGGGGUCUGAGGAACAUGAAGCCUUACCAGUUGGCAACCGUGUCCUCACCCAGCCUCGUGGUGGAGUGCGGGGGGCAGAGGGUAGAAUCUGCGGUCAUCAGGAACAUGAAGAAGAGCCCCAACUUCCCCAGCUCCGUUCUCUUCAUCAAAGUGCUUCUACCAAAGGAUGAGAUGUACACGCCUCCCAUUGUGCUGAAGGUGAUUGAUCACCGCCCAUUUGGCAGGAAACCCGUAGUGGGCCAGUGCACCAUCACAUCUCUGGAGCGGUUCCGCUGUGACCCUUACAUCAUCACAGCAGAGGGAGCCAUGUCUUCCAAAAUGGCCCUCAUGGCCGCAUCUCCUUCCAAACACGUCUCCAUCAACAUGGAAGAAACCAGACCACUACUGGAAGCUCAGCUUGUAGAGAAGGAAAAGCAAACUGUGGACUGGUGGAGUAAAUUCUACGCUUCAGUGGGAGACCAAGAGAGAAGUGGACCUUAUCUCAAGAAAGGAUAUGACACACUCAAAGUGUACAACUGCGAACUGGAGAAUGUCCCAGAAUUCAAAGGGCUGACGGACUUCUGCAGCACCUUCAAACUGCAGCGUGGCAAGAACGAGGACGGUGACGACGACCCCACUGUGGUUGGCGAGUUCAAGGGCUCAUUCAAAGUGUACCCCCUCCCUGAUGACCCGGGUGUCACCUCUCCCCCUCGGCAAUUCCGGGAGCUGCCCGAUAGCGGGCCUCAGGAGUGUCUGGUCAGGAUUUAUGUGGUUCAAGGCAUCGAUCUUCAGCCAAAAGAUAAUAACGGCAGAUGUGAUCCGUACAUGAAGAUAUCACUGGGAAAGAACACGAUUGAUGACCGGGAUCAUUACCUCCCCAAUACCACCAACCCUGUGUUUGGAAGGAUGUUUGAAAUGACAGGCUUCCUGCCCCAAGACAAGGACCUGAAAAUCUCUGUGUACGACCAUGACCUUCUGAGUCGUGACGAGAAAGUCGGGGAGACGGUGAUUGACCUGGAGAACCGCUUCCUGUCACGAUACAACUCCUAUUGCGGCCUGCCGCAAACCUACUGCAUCUCUGGAAUCAACCAGUGGCGUGACCAGCUGAAGCCAUCUGAGAUCUUGGAGAACCUGGCUCGUCUGAAAGGACUAUCCAAACCCAGGACCGAGGACAACGGCAAUUCUCUCACCUUCAACGGCAGAGAAUACACGCUGGCUCCGUUUGAGGACAAGGACGAGAUCCACCAGCACUUGGGUCCGCCCCGGGAGCGUCUCUGUCUGCAUGUCCUCCGUACACAGGGACUGGUGCCUGAGCACGUGGAGACCAGGACCCUUUAUAGCAGCUUUCAGCCUAACUUGUCCCAGGGAAGACUUCAACUGUGGGUGGAUGUGUUUCCAAAAAGCAUGGGUGUACCCGGGCCCCCCUUUGACAUCACACCACGCAAGCCUAAGAAGCAUUUCCUGCGUGCUGUCAUCUGGAACACGACGGAUGUCACUCUGGAUGAGACGAGCAUCACCGGAGAGCACAUGAGCGACAUUUACGUUAAAGGAUGGAUGCCGGGCAUGGAGGAGGACAAGCAGAGGACGGACGUCCACUAUCGGUCUUUAGAUGGCGAUGGCAACUUCAACUGGAGGUUUGUCUUUGACUUUGACUACCUGCCCGCUGAACAACUCUGCCUCGUCUCAAAGAAGGAACACUUUUGGAGUCUGGACAAAACAGAGUUCAGGAUCCCCCCCAAACUGAUUGUCCAGAUAUGGGACAAUGACAAAUUCUCCCUUGAUGAUUAUCUUGGAACGCUGGAGUUGGAUUUGCACAACUUGGUUCCCCCUGCAAAGACCCCAGAGAAGUGUUCUUUGUCCAUGAUGGACAAUGUGGAAGUGGAAGCUCCACAGAAGAUGGAAGCUGCCAAGUCUCUGUUUGCACAGCAGUCAGUGAGGGGCUGGUGGCCCUGUGCUAUCGAGCGGCAUGGAAAGAAGGACCUGGGGGGUAAAGUGGAGAUGACUUUGGAAAUUGUAAGCGAAGUCGACGUGGAUGAGAAACCUGCAGGAAAGGGCAGGGAUGAGCCCAACAUGAACCCUAAACUGGACCCUCCAAAGCGCCCGGAAACAUCUUUCUUUUGGUUCACCAACCCAUGUAAGACCAUGAAGUUCAUUGUCUGGCGACGGUUCAGGUGCCUCUUCAUUGGACUCCUCAUUCUCGUCAUUGUGCUCCUCUUCCUUGCCAUCCUGUUGUACUCUCUACCGAACUACAUCUCAAUGAAGAUCGUGAAGCCUCUAUGAGUCAAUCUGCAAAGAACAAAGGAAAGCUAGUAACUGCCCAACACUUUUUAAAUCCAGUGUAGUUUUGUUUUUAGGCUGGUAAUGGGAAACUUGCCUGUUUGCACGAGUUUAGCAUCUUCUGCCACCCAGUACCACAUGUAAAUGUCACAAAAAAAUAAUCUCUGUUACAUAAAAGCACAAUACUGACAGAUUUGGGAUGCAGUAAGGAAUCACUAAAUGAAUGUAUUACAAAUCCAUUUUAAUUAAAAGUUAUUUUUUGUACACUAUACAGCACACACGGGAUUGGCUUGUACAUAUGGGCUACACAAACUAUUGUUUCCCUUUUCAAAAUGAAAAUAUAAAUUAAACGUGAACUGGAUUUA